UAAUAAAACCAAAAAUAGCCACCUCACAUGUCACUUUCGGAGUUCACCUCUCUCAUUACUCUUUCCAUCUCUCUUGUCCCUCCUUUACCCUUAAUAGCUUCCUUGACCCUUCAACCUUUCUUUCUUCCAGUAAUUUUUUACCUUUUUCAAUCUUCUUGAAACCAUAUAUGGAUUCACACGUUCCUUCUCUCAUAAACCAUCUAGUGUUUGGUUUGGUGACUUUCCUGAGAGUAAAAAGCCUUAUUAUUGUUAUUAUAUAUUCUGAACUAAUAUUCAAGGUAGAAUUUUGGGGUUAUAACAGUUGUUUCAAACCAUGCUGUGAAUAACCCAUGAUUUUUUAGUUUCCAACUUGGUUCUUGGUUUAUCAAAUUCAGAGUUUCUUGCUUCUAACAACAUUUUUGGUUGGUGUGUGCUAUGAAUUUGGCCAUAAGGCAUAUAACCAUGAUUAAAAAUUGCUUUGGUGCUUUGAAUUGGUGUAGAGGGAGGGAUGAUAGUGAUACUGCUGAGAAGCCACAGGAACAAGUCAUUGCAACCAAACAAUUUACCUAUAACUCGUUGCGAUCGGCAACCAGAGAUUUUCACCCUUCAAGCAAACUUGGUGGAGGAGGUUAUGGAGUUGUCCACAAGGGAGUUUUAAGAGAUGGUACUCCAGUCGCUAUCAAGUCUCUUUCUGUUGAGUCUAAACAAGGAACCCGUGAAUUUAUGACUGAAAUUGAUAUGAUAUCGAAUAUACGGCAUCCAAAUCUUGUCGGACUAGUUGGCUGCUGUGUCGAGGGUAGUCAUCGAAUAUUGGUGUAUGAAUUUCUGGAGAACAAUAGCCUUGCAAGUUCUUUGCUUGGUUCUAAAAGUAAAUAUGUUGCUCUGGAUUGGCCGAAGAGGGCUGCUAUUUGCCGCGGUACAGCUUCUGGUUUGGUGUUCCUCCAUGAUGAGGCUCAGCCAAACAUUGUUCAUAGAGAUAUCAAGGCCAGCAACAUCCUUCUGGAUGAGAACUUCAGCCCGAAAAUUGGAGAUUUUGGUCUUGCGAAACUUUUUCCUGAUAAUGUCACCCAUGUUAGCACUCGAGUUGCAGGAACGGUGGGAUAUCUGGCACCGGAAUAUGCACUUCUAGGACAGCUUACAAAGAAAGCAGAUGUAUAUAGUUUUGGGGUUCUCAUGCUUGAAAUAAUCAGUGGUAAAAGUAGUAGCCAAGCUGCAUUUGGAGACAAUCUCUUGGUUCUGGUGGAGUGGGCUUGGAAGCUCAAGGAGGAAAAUAGGCUUCUGGACAUGGUCGAUCCGGAACUAGCCGAAUUCGAUGAGAUGGAGGUUUUCCGGUUCAUUAAGGUUGCUCUAUUUUGCACUCAGGCUGCCGCUCAGAAUCGGCCUAACAUGAAGCAAGUGAUGGAAAUGCUCUCAAAGGAAGUUCAUAUUAACGAGAAGGCGUUGACUGAGCCUGGAAUAUACAGAUGGCAUAGCUCUGGUAAGAUGGGUGGUUCUUUGAAUGAGACACCAUCUUCUCAACUAUUCAAGAACAAAAAAACCGGAAUGCCGCAUGAAAACUCAACGAACUUUAGCGGAAACGACGUCGUGACAGAGAUGCUCCCCAGAUAAUUGUUACAUAGAUUGAGUAUGAUAGGUAAUAUAUGCUGAUAUGGAUGCUAGAUGUUCAUAUUUCUGGUAUCUUUGAUGGCUAUGAUAUUUUGAAUUUGGGUUUUCUAAUUUCUUUUUUCUAGUAUAAGGUGCACCUCAAAGAUUAGAGAAAAGUAUAAAUAGGUCUUUAAAUUUUUUAUCGGUAGACAUUUAAGCUAUUGAGGAUUUGAAAAUAUAUUUAAAUUGAUGAGCUUUUUAAAAUUUGGACAUAUCGAUCCCUCAUA
Molecule: messenger RNA, 1850 nt
Organism: Arachis ipaensis
Lineage: Eukaryota; Viridiplantae; Streptophyta; Magnoliopsida; Fabales; Fabaceae
Source: RefSeq, a predicted model, not a curated record